Molecule: messenger RNA, 1948 nt
Organism: Bipolaris sorokiniana ND90Pr
Lineage: Eukaryota; Fungi; Ascomycota; Dothideomycetes; Pleosporales; Pleosporaceae
Exons: 4
Coding region: 235-1494 (419 amino acids)
Biological process (GO): protein dephosphorylation
Cellular component (GO): cytoplasm; nucleus; protein phosphatase 4 complex
Molecular function (GO): protein phosphatase regulator activity
Source: RefSeq, a predicted model, not a curated record
UUCUGCUCCCCCAGCCCCAGAGCCCCAACAUGAACAGACAAGAUAGGCGUUGAGCCCGGCGCUGGCCAAUUGCCCCUCGAAGCGUUUGCAUCAUCAACGACGCGCACUGCCCAGGGCCUGCGUCUCAGCACCGGCACCGCCGACAAAUUGCCGCGAGAACAGCCGUGUCGUCGCGUUCAGAGAGCACUCCACUGUCGCUAUACAGCAUUCCGAAGCCACCUCGCCCUGCCCGGCAUGCCCUCCGCCGAGUCCAUUCUCCAGCACGCGGCCGAACAUGGCUCGCUCGACUCAGCAGAGUGGCCUGCCACGCUGCAGUAUAUACUCCAGCGCCUUGACGAGAUCAUCGCAGAAUUCCCCAAGCCACCUACAGAUACAACUCCAAACCCGCCCGCAUCUGCAAUCACAGAUCUGCCCUCGCGCCCAGGCACCUCCAACGCUCUUUCCAGUCAAGACUCGCAUGCUACCGACAAGGAAAAUGCCCCACCUGCAACUCCUCCCCGCCCACCCGUGCCCUCCUUCUCCGCAGCAACCGAGCCUCAAGGUAUUUCAGCAGACAUCAACACCUUUUACUCGGCAAUACGCACCACCCUCUCCAAGAACUUUCCAAAGCACCCUCCGCAUACCAUCCAGCGCCUAGCCGAGCUCAUACUUGAGCCCAAGAAGCGCUACCGAUUCCUCCCACCCUACCUACGCGCCCUCGACCGUGUCGUUUCCGUGUCGUCGCCCCUCACCGUGUUCCCACUUCCACAGGCCGUUCUGCCCACUGCGAGCGGCCUGCUCAAUGGAGCUACAUCCAGCACCACGCCCCAGCCAGCGCCCCUCGGUUCUGACGAAUCACUAGGCGGCGCCUUGCUGACUCCCAUUCCCUGGUUGCAGAACCGAGGGCAGAACGAGUUGAUCUCAGAGAGCACAGAGAUGGUCGACGGACCCAAUGGUGCAGGCCGGAUAGAGACCGUGACUGUAGGCAUGCUGGCUAACACUGCACAACCAGAGAAUCCUACAAGCGUAGCCCAGAUUGCCUCGUCACACCCCGAUGGUGAAACCUUGCCGUCUACUGGCCCAGUCACCCAGGGCGAACUGCUACGCCAGGAGCAAGAGGCCGGAAUCGUGCUCAACAACCCUCACAGCAUAACGUCCAACUCGGCAAAGACUACAUUUGGUGACGUUCAAGGCGGGCCUUCCAUCAUGGAGACAGUCGAAGGCGAAGAGGAAGUUCCGCAUGCCCGUGGUCCAGAGAUUAUCGGAAUGGAAGACACAGGACCCCAGCGAGAUGGAAAGCUCGAUAUUGAGGGUGCUAUUGGGAGGCCAAGUCUUGACCGCAAAACCCCAGAGCCCUCGGCAUCUAUGGACACACAAGUCAAGGACAAAGAGUCAAGCCAAGAAGGAGCAGAGAAUGACGGUGCCAAGGGAGGUAGUGAAGAGUCCAAAGAGGGCACUGCAGCGGGAGAACAAGAAACAGAGAAACGCGAUGUAGAGAUGAAGUCGGAUGAUUAGUCGUCACCGGCCGCUCCCCCUGGGCAAGGACAGAACCUCACAGCCGAAGAAACAAGAGAGCUCAUGGCUCUAUUGCAGGCUUACAAUCAUUCUUGAAGCACAGCAUCGGUUGGGAUGCAUUAACAUGUUAACGUGGGUACGUUAUCUAGUCUGCUUUUUUGGGCUGGACUUUCCAAGCGCAGUAGCGUACCCUUAUUUAGCAUUGCCACGUAGUAUGUGCAACUACAUACAUAGCUGUCGAAACAUGAGAUACUACAAAGAGCUGCUAUAAAUAUCAGCAGGCUCCACCCUGCCAAACUUGAGUUGUUUUGAUUCUGCGCAAUACACGUAGUACUACAUACAUUGAAGUACCGCAUCGAGUACAAAAUUCCGACGUGUUGCCACUGUGUUACGUCGUUUGUACUCUGGUUCAUUUCCGAGUCAGGGACCAUGCGCAUAAUGACGAGGGUCAACA